Messenger RNA from Clupea harengus (Atlantic herring), 3283 nucleotides. RefSeq names its product protocadherin beta-16-like. The record is from RefSeq and is a predicted model, not a curated record. Bases 446 to 3028 code for a protein of 860 amino acids. The transcript has a single exon. Lineage: Eukaryota; Metazoa; Chordata; Actinopteri; Clupeiformes; Clupeidae.
AACAUUAUUGAUCUUGCCACUGGAAUAACUUUGUUGUACUUGUUCUUUUACUGAGAGAAUUCCUCUUUGUAAUAGUGACAUGCAUUUUCACAUUAUCAGGUUGUUGAGAUGCUCUGUGGAAAUGAAAACACAUGAUGUACCUGAAUGCAAAAACGUAAAUUAUUAUAUUUUGUACUUUUACAGGUCAUGUAGCAUUACUUAACAAACUUUCAUAUACGUUAUACUAUAUUUUCGCUUCUCUAUGUGAUUUAUAUCACAAACAUUUAUCAGACGUCUGAAAUGUGCAAAACUAUAUUGUUUUGGUAAUAUCUUUGCAAUUCAUUGUACUGGACUCAAAGCGCCGCUGUUGGUCAGCUUCUUGCAGUGUUUCACUGCAGAUGGGUUAUGGACAAACACCUCCCCUCAAAAUAGCAAGAUAGUCGAGGCAGAAGGCACGGCGUACUUAAUGCUCCGGGAUACUGAACAUUAUUUGUUAUGGUUCGGAUUUCUAUUUCUUUUCACGAGGAAAGGUGCUGUGGUACAUUCAUUCCCCGCGAGAACUGCGCUUAGGAGAGGAUACGAUACAUUUUGGAAUAUAAUUCUCCGUGUAAUUUGCACUCUACCACUGAGGAAAAUGUCGGACAGAACAAUAGUGCGGCAAGUACCACUACUGAUUAUGUUCCUUCUCUCUAUCAGCUCGACACACGGACAGGCCAGCUACUCCAUUCCCGAGGAAAUGGUGAAAGGGUCUGUUGUGGGUAACAUUGCGCAGGAUUUAGGUUUAGACCUGAAACGACUUAAAUCUGGAAAGGCACGUCUUUACACCGGAGAUAACACGGAAUACGUUGAGCUGAAUAAGGACAAGGGGAUGCUUGUUAUCAAAGAGAGAAUAGAUCGCGAAGCAUUAUGCGGUCAGACAACGCCUUGCGCCCUUCAUUUUCAGGUUAUUCUUGACAGCCCAAUGGAAUUUUAUAGCUUAACAGUCGAAGUAACAGACGUUAAUGAUAAUGCGCCGUCUUUCAAAAAUAAUGAAAUGGAAUUUAAGAUCAGCGAGUCUGCUUUACCCGGAGCGAGAUUUGUGCUCGAGAAAGCUAUGGAUUUGGAUAUAGGUAGUAAUGGUCUGCAGAGUUAUUUUGUAAAGCCCACAGAUCAUUUUGCACUGAAAGUACAAAACGAGGCCGAUGGUGGAAAAAAUAUCGAAAUGGUGCUUCAGAAACCUCUGGACAGGGAAAUGAAAGACCAUAUAACUUUGAUCUUAACAGCAACGGAUGGAGGUGAUCCGAAAUUAUCAGGCACAGCGGAAAUACGUAUUACGGUUUUGGAUGCGAAUGACAAUGCGCCUGUUUUUACACAAGCAAUUUAUAAAGCAACCAUUGUCGAAAAUGCUCCCAAAGGUACAAUUUUAAUGACAGUUAGAGCAACUGAUGCUGACCUGGGUUCUAAUGGCAAAGUAACGUACGCCAUUACAAAUAAAGCGGAUGGUAUUUCAGAACUAUUUAAGAUUAAUGAGUCUGAUGGAGAAAUGACAGUGGUCGGCCAUAUCGAUUUUGAGAAAGUGCAGCGUUUUGAAAUACACAUACAAGCAAGUGAUGAAGGUGGGCUUACAGAUUCGUCUAAAGUGGUAGUGGAUGUAGUGGACACGAAUGAUAACAUGCCGGUUAUUAAUCUCAUGUCUAAAUCACCCGUGAUGUCCGAAGACUCCAAACCUGGCACAGUCAUAACAAUGAUUAACAUUCAGGACCAAGACUCAGGAGACAAUGGAAAAGUCCACUGCUUGACAGACGAUAACGUGCCUUUUACAUUGAAAUCGUCUUCAAAUAACUUCUUCAGUUUAGUAACUGACGGUAAUUUAGACCGAGAACAAAACCCUUCCUAUAACAUUAGUGUGACGUGCUCUGAUGAAGGAGUGCCCUCACUUUCCAGCAGCGUCUCUCUUUCCUUGCAGAUAUCAGAUGUGAAUGAUAACGCACCCGUGUUUGAAAGAAGCUCAUACCAGGCUUUUGUUCUUGAAAACAACUCUCCGGGGCUUUCUAUAUUUUCAGUUAAAGCUAAAGAUGCGGACUGGAACCAGAAUUCUCGGGUUUCAUAUUUAAUAGAGCAAUCUUUAGUUAAUGGAGUAUCUGUUUCUUCUGUCGUUUCGGUUAAUGCUGAAAGCGGAGUUAUUCAUGCAGUGCGCUCAUUUGAUUAUGAACAGAUCAAAGAUUUUACGUUUAGCAUUAAAGCGCAAGAUGGGGGCUCUCCUCCUCUAAGUAGUAGCGUUAGUGUAAAAAUAAUCAUCCAAGAUCAGAAUGACAACACACCACAGAUAUUGUACCCUGUACUGUCUAGUGGUUCUCUCGUGACUGAGAUUGUACCUCGUUCAGCAGAUGUGGGCUAUCUUGUCACCAAAGUGGUGGCUAUAGAUGUGGACUCGGGACAGAAUGCCUGGCUCUCAUAUAAACUACAAAAAGCAACAGACAGGGCGCUCUUUGAAGUGGGUGCUCAGAAUGGAGAAAUAAGAACCAUUCGCCAAGUCACUGAUAAAGAUGCUGUGAAACAAAAGUUGACUGUUAUCGUAGAGGACAAUGGCCAACCUCCUCGCUCAGCUACAGUCAAUGUUAAUGUAGCUUUGGCAGACAGCUUCCCUGACGUGCUGUCUGAAUUCAGUGACUUUACGCAUGACAAGGAGUAUAACGACAAUCUCACCUUUUACCUGGUCUUGGCCCUGGCUGUGGUUUCAUUUCUCUUCAUCGUAUCAAUAAUAGCCAUACUGUCAGUAAAAUGCUACAGAUGGAGACGUGAGCGGAUGUGUUAUAAAUCUAAUGGAAAUCUACCGGUCAUUCCGUAUUACCCGCCACUUUACGCAGACGUAGGAUGUACGGGUACUCUACAGCAUGUGUAUAAUUACGAGGCUUACCGCACGACAGACUCCCGUAAAAGUGGUCUGAAAUAUGGCAGACCUUGCAGUGAAAGCAUCAUUAGUCUGGAUAACACUGGAACAUUGCCACCUGCUCAAAGAGAAAAGCUGAUCAAUGAAGAUUUUGAUGAUGAGGUGAGCAUAUCAUUCUGAAAUUCUGACAUUCUGUCAUUACGCUUUCUCUGACGAAAUGUCUGGCCUAUUACCAGCGAUUGUUUUGAUGCCCUUUUUUUGUUUGUAAUGACAGGUGCAUUUUCAUAUUUUGAGAAGUUAAUUUGGUUUACUGCACACGAAAGGGAAGCAUAUUCAUUUUUGGAAAUACACGAUGAUGCCUAUAAGGGGAAGUCGAAAGGGGAAACAGUUAUUGAUACACCCUCUAGAAUUUCUUGCAUGACAGAUUGUAUUGUU